Schistosoma bovis is the source of this 6166-nucleotide messenger RNA. NCBI's taxonomy places the organism in Eukaryota, Metazoa, Platyhelminthes, Trematoda, Strigeidida, Schistosomatidae. The record is from the annotation of a GenBank genome assembly.
CGCACACACACACACAUACAUAUACACAAAAAUUACAGUACCUAAACAAAUUAGUUUACAAUUUGUGUUUGAAAUGUCAAAUAUCAGUAUGUACUUUUGUCUACCAUUAGUACUACAUUACACAAUUAUAGAUACACUAGCAUACACAUACACACACACAAGGAAACAAACUUUUGAUUGGAUUAACAUCAUUACUAUAAAUGGUCAAUAGCUUCUCAUACUUGUAUUGUAGUUAAGUAAAUUAAAUUAACUUCUAUUGGUUCAUAUAUACUUUUUUUUAAAAAUAUUAAUACAACUGCUCUCUGUUUCGGCCAUUAAAAGCAUCAUCAGUAGUCAUAAUAAGAUUAUCGUUAAUGUCAAUAACAAUAACUCAAUGCAAUACCCAUACCCUUUAUUAAUAAGUGAUACUUAGCAACAAUGAUAGAAGUCUAUUGAAUUUUAAAAAAAUUGUUUUCCCCUAAUCAAUUUUCACGAUAAUAAACAACAUCAACUUUCAACCAUUAAUUUUAUUACUAUGUACAAUGUUCUUUUAUUUUUCUUCAAUGUUACUGAUAUUAUAAUGUUGAUGAUUUCAUGUGACUAAUUGAAUGAAGUGUCACAUGGAAAUCUAUUGACUUUUGCACUACAUCGAAUACAUAUCUCUCUCUAUAUAUAUAUAAUACAUAUAAAUAAGUAAUAAGUUAAUUGAUUUACUGGAAUAUAGAAACACAAACACAAAUGAUGUGAAUAAACACAUGAUUUUAAAAAACCAGAUAGGUUGGAUUUCAUUUUGUGUAUGUGCUGUGUGUAUGUGUGAGUGUGUUGUCAUUGUUGUUAUGUGUAGUGUGUGUACUUGCACUUUGCACUUAUGAGUAAAGUUUAAUCAAACUUUAUUUCUAAAGAAAAAAAGAGUAACAACCGACUAGAUUCAGAGGGAGAGAGAGAGAGAGAAACAGAAAGAGAGUAAGACCAAGUUCGCUAAGAGACCAUUUUUAUUUGUAAUUUCGUUGUUGGCUGAGUUGGUUCCAAUAUACAUAACACAUGUGUGCAAAACACGUAUAAAUCUACAACAUAUACAUAUAUAUAUAUAUGCAUGCACCUACAGAUUGAACGCAUUCGUCGAAUUUGUCUCUAUUAAUCUAUCACACAGUGUUUUAUAUUUAUCUAACACACACACACACUGAAACUAACAUGUAAGCGUGCAUAUGCACUUACUUACAUGACACAAGAAAUCACAAUAUUAUUAUCAUUAAUAAUACUCUUAUUAUUAUUAUCAUUAUUGUUAUCAUCACCAUUACUCUGACAUAGAUUGGUCAUAUUCACAAUAAUUACCAUUGGAGGAAAUCAGGUCUACAAAUUUUUACUGGUUUUUUUUUCUCAAAAACAAAAACGAAAUGAACAAAAUAGUUAAGAACUAAUUGUCAAGGAAAUUAUUUGUAAACAGAAAUGGAAUCUACCGAGGUCAACUGUUCAGAGAAUUCGGCCGUUCAAGAAACUACAACAACAACCAUUACUAUUACUUCGAGUAGCACUGUAAAUAAUGUAACUACUGAUAAGACUACUGAAGAUCAUUAUGAUUAUGAUGACAAUCAAACUGAAGUAUUAACAAAGACAAUUCAUUCAGAUAUGUCUAAUAGUAAUGAUUUACAAUCAAGUAUUAAUUCUCAUGAAACCACUGCUUCAGAAUCAAAGGUAGAUGAUCAUGAAACAGAAAAUCCACAGAAUCAUAACAAAACAAAUGUAAUAACUACUGGAAUAAUGAUAAUAAGAAAUGAAACAAUAAGUCCUCAUAGUGAUACAUUCAAUAAUGAAGUGAUUCCAAUGAAUACUGAUGUUUCCAUAGAUGAGAUUGAUAUGAAACAAGAGAAAACUCAUACGGAGACAAGUCAACAACUACAAGAAAACAAUUUGGAAAAUAAUCAAGAUAUUAAAACAGAAGUUGAAUUAUCUUUAAUAAAAAAUUCACCGGAUAUAUCAACCCAUAAAUCAUCGAUUAGUAAUAAUUCAUCAAUAAAUCAAUCAACUGAACAUUAUAUUACAACACAAGAGGAAUCACUUAUAAACAAUGAUAAAGAUGAUGAGAGAAAUAGUCCGAAACAUCCAUAUCGACCACCUCCACCAAAAUUAAAUCAAACUAAACAUACAUCAGUAUCUCUUUCAUAUAGUGGAGGAGAAAAUGAUGAUGUAAUAAGUAAAAAUGACAAAUUAAAUGACAAUUCACAGAUAGAUACUACUACUACUAAUAAUAAUUAUGAAACUAAUGUGAAGACAUCAAUAAAACAACAGCAAAAUGAAAACGAUGUCGACCAGCAUAAACCUCAAUAUAAACGUCCAACAAUCAAAUCAAAUAUUAAACAUGUAUUUACUAAUCUUAGAAAAAGUUUUAAACGUAAAGAUAAACCAUCAAUCAAACGUGUAGUUAAUGAUCAUGAUAAUGUUGAGAACAAUCAUACAUACACUAGUCAGCAACCAAUGACAACACAUGCAUAUAAUAAUAAUAAUAACGAUUAUAUUGAUCAUAGAAAUAAACAGUCAAAUUUUCCUUCAAGUUCAUCUUCUCAUCAGGAAUAUCAUCAUCAGUAUUAUCGAAAUUCUAAUGAACUACAAGAAAAUCAAUCACAAUUAUCCAAUGCACAAUCCUUGAAUAUCUCAAUUACUGAUUCAUUACAACAACUUAAAAGACCAGAAGAAGAUAUUGAUAUAAUAUAUUCUACUGAAAUUAUUGCACCACCAGCAAUUCCAACUAAAAUGUCAUCUGAUCCAAAUAAUCCUAUUUAUGUGAAUCAUUCAAUUAAACCAAAUAGACCACCAACUAUAGAUAGAAAAGAAACUGAUGCAAAGGAGUUUGCAGCGUCAGCUAUAGUCGACAGUGUGGUAUCCAACAGAGAAACUUAUUGGAAAGACGAAUUAAAUAGUCGAGAUACAACUAUUCAUCCAUUAAACAUGAAUUAUCAACAAUAUUAUUUAACAAGAAGUGAACACUCAACACCUAAUCUAUUGAUUAGAUCACAAAGUUACCCAACUAAUAAUUAUCAUGAACAAAAGAAGCUUUAUUUAACAUCAGAUUUUCUUUCUACCCAACAUCAGUUGUCGUCGCAAAAACCGACACGACCAAUUAAUCCACCACUUCUAUCCCCUAUGGAUCAUCAUCAAAGACAAGAUAAAUUAGAUGAAAAAAAUCAGAUAGGUAUCCGCCGAUUGGAUUUAAUGAAUUCAAUAAAUCCCGGUGACAAAUUUACAGAUUAUGAUCAUGGACAUUUCAACGAUACUGUUGGAUAUUAUAACACAGAGCCAUUAUCAAUUCAAUAUCAACCAAAUCAUUCGUAUACAAUGAGAUCAGAGAGAAGAAUUGUAUCACCUGGAAGUUUGGAUAGAAGAUAUCCACAAGAAUAUGAUCAAUAUUAUUCAUCACCUGAAGCACGUCGUGUACAAACAAUGAGAUAUACAGAUUAUCCAACAAGACCUCGUGUUUAUCAACCAACAUAUCAAGCCGCAACUAUGUCAUUUAAUGAAUUUGAUCAUCAUUAUAAUAAUGGUGGUACAAUAAAACCGCGUAAACCAAAAAUUAUUACAGAACGAUAUAAAUGUAGUGAAGUAUAUAAUUGGCCACCGAAAUUUCCAAAAUUAAAACGACAUAAAACUAAUCCACCAAAACAAAUACAUACUGCACAAGAUCAUAUUGUAAUUAAACAACAAUUAAAAACUACAGCAGGAAAUAAUUAUUCACCUACAGUUCAACAAAAAGAACCAAAUACAGAACAAAUACAUUGUACUAAGAUAAACAAUCAAUAUCAAUCACCGAAUUACAAAAGAGAAAUAAGUGUUUCGCCAGAACGACAGGUAACUAGUCUUCAUUCAUUACAAAGAUCGACUCUGUUAGAAAAAUCUAAUCGAACACCGGGCACAGAGACACGUGAUCAAUUAUUUAUAGCAGAUUACAAACUAACACCAAACAAUCAGAUUGGAUCCACAAAACCUGAUGCAUUAGCUUUACCAUAUUUCGCUAAAAUGACAGAAAAUAAACGAUUUUCAAAAUUCCACUAUAAUACUACUACUAGUACUACUACUAAUAAUAAUAAUAAUAAUAACAAUAUUGCUAUGUCUGCUGAAGUAAUGCGUUCCGAUUCACCAAAAUCAUUAGCUUCAUUAAUAGAUGCAUUGAAAACUAUACAUCCAUUACUUCAUAACUUAAAUGAGAAUCAUAUCCCUUCAUCAUUAACCAAUCAUGAUAAUAAUGAAAACUCGAAAUUAUUCAUUCAUUGUUUAUCAGAAUAUUUAUUCACAUGUAUGAAAUUGCGUUCAUUAGAUUUAAAAGGUGAAUUUGUUACAUUCUUAUUUCCAUUAAAACAUUUCAAUGAACAAUUAUGGAAUAAAUAUGGUACAAUUGAUGAUUGGAAUGAAUUAUCUGUUGUUUGUGAACCGAAUACAAACUAUGAAUAUGUUGUAUUGAAUACAGCCAACGAAUCUUCACAAAAAAUCAGAUUUCCUAAAAAAACAAUCGAUAAACUAUUAACAAAUUGGUUAGAUAAUCAAACUACAAAAACACCUUCACCAGGAAAUCGACAUUCAUUGGAAAGCAAAAAUAAUACAGAGAAACAUUCAGAUGAUAAAUUACUUCAUUCAAUUAGUUUAGCUGUAACCUUGAAAACUUUGUUAAAUUUAUUUGAAAAACAUGAAAAAGUAGAAAGUGAUGAACAUCAUCCUCAUCAAGAACAACAACAACAACAACCACAACCAUGUGUAGAUCUAUUUCUAACUUGUAUUAAACUUAAUGUACUACUAAGUUUAAGUGAAUGUUUAGAUAAAAAUAAAUCAAUCCAAUUUAACUUAAAACCAGAACAUAUUUUACUUAUAUUAACACCAUCUAAUUGUUUAACAAUAUUUAAACAUUAUGAAAAAAUACAAAAUAAUAAACAAAAUGAGAAACCAGCUAAUACUGAUGAUGAUAAUCAUAAUGAGACUCAUGAUCUACAAUCAUUAUUAAAAAUAAUGAAUAUUCAAUAUGAUUCAAUGAAUGAAAGUAUCAAUGAUUUAAUCAAACAAUUAUAUGAAAUUAUACAACAUAAAUAUCAAUAUUCCGAUAUGAUUACAUCAUUAUUGAAAUCAGUUGCACCACCAGAUUGGAUAACAAUGUGUGUAGCUAGAAUAUGUUUAUAUAAUCAAACGAAUUCAUAGAAAUUCAAUUCAAUGUUAAUGUCAUGAUUAUAUACUUUCUCAUAUUUAUAGUAAAUAAAUGAAUAUCCCCUAAAUACACUUUCAGUCAUACCUAUAACAACCCAUUUCGUAUAUAUAUACAUAUAUAUACACACACACACUCACACAUAAAUACAUACACACAUGGCAACAAAAUUGAUCUUAUUUUAAACAAAACGGAAUGAAAAUGAAGAAAAAAAAUUUGUUUUCUGUUAUUUCGUUGAUAAGUACCAAAUAUUUUCUUUUCUUUUCUUUUUUGUUUUUACACCCCCCCCUCAGGUUAUCUAUUAUCCAUACCGACUAUUGAUGAGUAGAUUGUUUAAUGUUUAAGUUGUGUUGCCAUUUGUUUUUUUCCUUUAUUGUUAUUGUUGUUGUGAACAGAAAUGAAUGUUUCAUUAUUUGUUAUAAUGUUACUACUUAUAUACUCAUAAUUGAAUAUUUUUUUGAUUUCUGUAACAUUUUCGACAAAAAGAAAAAUUUGACUAAUCAAAUUUAUUUUCUAUGAUUGAUAUUAGUUGAUUGGAAAAAUUGUGGUAAUAAUAACAAUAUGAUAGUUAUUAUUACUAUGGAUUGAAUAUUAUUCAUAAUUAUCAUUCUUUCUAUGACUUUUUAUGCUGUCAAGCUUAUGUGCUUAUUGAAAAGUAUUAUACAUAUACUACUAAUAUGCUACUUAUUAAUAUUAAUAAUUUGCUUAUUUAAGAAUCAAUUUUGAUGCAAUAGUAGUAGUGAUAGUAUUAGUAGUAGUAAUAGUAGUAGUAGUAGUAGUCAUGUUGCUUUUCAAUUACUCUUGUCAAUGAUUUUCAUUUUGAAGGAAUAAUGUAUGUUUGCUUAUAAUAAAAUGAAAUAUAUACCAUAUAUGAUUAUUUUGUAAUGAAAAAGAAAAUUAAAUUUUGUUUAGAUAAACAAUUUACUACUGUGUAUUACGGGUGUAUAUGUAUGUGUUUAUUGUUCAAGAUGCUUUAGUAUGAGAUAUAUUUAUAUAACUAUCUGGUUA